UUCAAGCGAAAAAAGAUAAAAGCGAAUAUAAAUUCCAACUCCACGCAUUUAGAUGUCGUUUCGUUGUACUUUUCAGAAGAGUUAAUUUCGCAUGUAAUGGAAAAAACAAAUAUUUAUGCAAAAUAUGUUGUUAAAAAGAAGCAAUCUAAAUACAAUUUCACCAUCUGCAAAAAUUUAGGAAUACAUUUCAUUUCAUGUCAAGGGAUAGAAAUACUUAAUAACAUUCACUUCAAUGAUAUUAAUACACGAGACUCUAAUGACCCGUUAAUAAAAUUACAGCCUGUAAUCGAUGUACUUAAAGCAAAUUUUGUUAGAUCUAUUGAUGAAAGUCUGUUGUUAUACAAAAGUAACGAGGUGAUAUAAAAUUAAGGCAUCUUAUCGAUGGGAGAAAAUUUUUUAAACUGCUGACUGCUGACAAUUGCAAGACCGGAGAUAUACUAGAUUUUAUCAUCUAUACUGGAAAAGAUACAAAUAUUGAAACACAUACUUCGUCGCUUCUGGUACGAGGCUGUAAGAAAGAACAGAAUUGGGAUACCGCAAAUGAAAAAAAAUCAAGUAUGGAAAAUUUGAAUAUGAAUCUGCUAAUAAUUAAUAUUGGUAAUGCGAUGGUUCGA
Messenger RNA from Heterotrigona itama, 614 nucleotides. Lineage: Eukaryota; Metazoa; Arthropoda; Insecta; Hymenoptera; Apidae. The record is from the annotation of a GenBank genome assembly.